GGGCCGCCUCGGAAACCGCCCGGAGCGAAAGAGAAAACGGCAGGCGGCGCAGCGUUACCAGACUCGUCCUCCCCCGAAGAAGCCGAAGCCCCUCCGAUUUUCUCUCGCCUAGGGUUCCGCCGCGCUCCUCCGCCGAACUCGAAGCCGCCAUGCCUCGGUACUACUGCGACUACUGCGACACGUACCUGACGCACGACUCGCCAUCAGUUAGAAAGCAGCACAAUGCAGGAUACAAGCACAAGGCGAAUGUGCGUAUUUACUACCAGCAAUUCGAGGAGCAGCAAACUCAAAGUUUAAUCGACCAAAGGAUUAAGGAACACUUGGGGCAAGCAGCAGCUUUCCAGCAAGUUGGCGCCGCUUAUAAUCAGCAUCUUAUGGCUCAGAGGCCUCGAUUACCUAUACUACCAACGCCUAUGAUGCCCAUGGGAGCGAAUGUGCAGAUGCCUAUGAAUUCUCCUUUAGCCCCCGGAAUGAGGCCGCCUGUUUUGCCUAGGCCACCCCCUGGUGCUCCAGGCUAUAAUCCUCCCUCAACAAUGCCUUCAAUGGUGCCACCCCCUGGUGCUCCCUCUAUCCCUCAAAUGAAUGGCAUGCUAAGGCCUCCUACAUUCAACGUGCCUCCUAACUUUCCUGGGAGUGGAACAACCCCAACCUCUUCUGGCAGCACCUCCUCAAUGGCACCACUUCCUGCCUAUCAAACAAAUCCUGCCGGACCAAAUAGUGGAGGCUUUGACAGUUUUAAUCCCAACUCUAAAGCUCCUGAUGCUAGUCAUUAGUUUUGUUUGGCAGCUAGUUAAAAGCAGGAUUUGUGUUCAUGGUGUAACCAAUUGAUGCCUUUUGGACUGUUGAGGGGUGCUUAUAGGAUGUCAAAGUAAUGAGUUAUGUGCAAUGCUAUCACUCUGUAGACAAUGAGUAUAGUCUAAACCAUCUUCUUCUGAUUUGGAACUCGAUUCUGGAUCAUGGUUCGGCUGUUGAGACUGUUUAUAUAAUCUGGGGAGCCCUCGACUUAGGAAAACACCCUUUCCUGUUGCUGAAUGGGACUCUGCGGUUUUAUGAUCCUAUGAUCAUACUUGUCUUCACAUCCCAAUUGCCAUGUCUGAGUUUCACUAUGUAUAUGUGAAGCAUUUUGAUGGAGCCGAUUAUGCUUUAUGUUGUUGAGAUUGUAUUUUCUUGGUCAACCCUAGUUGAUCAUAUAUGGGAAAAAUGACACAAAUAGUCCCCAAACAAGUUUCAUUGUGGAAGUCGUAAAGGAGAUGAGGGACCUCAAGAGCAGAAUCAGCGCAAUUCUCUUGAGGUACUUGAUUUUCUUAAAGAUGGUAGUCUAUGUACACAGUCUUUUCGCUUGUGGUUAGAACUUUUUUGUUUCCUUAGAGACGAAGUGAAGAUAGAUAUGGAAGAGUUUGUUGGUAGAAGUGGUAAAAGAGACAAGGGACUGCAGGAUCAGAAUCAGAGAAACCGGUAAUGGUUGGAACAUUUCCAUUUCCGCUAUUUUUUGUAAUAUGAUUGGCUUGAUCCGUGAGACCAAGUUUUAGGUAUUUUGUCCUAGUAUCUUUUCUUGGAAGACCAAAAGACUGUCCAUUAUUCUUGACUUAGGUUUUGGAGUUUAUUUGAUUAUUUAAGUUACGUUUGUGCAGUUCCUGCCAAUUGCCAGAUUUUAUCAUGCUAUCCUUUUACUAUUUA
Messenger RNA from Eucalyptus grandis, 1677 nucleotides. RefSeq names its product U1 small nuclear ribonucleoprotein C. Gene Ontology annotation, molecular function: zinc ion binding; pre-mRNA 5'-splice site binding. The transcript has 6 exons. Gene Ontology annotation, cellular component: U1 snRNP; nucleus. The record is from RefSeq and is a predicted model, not a curated record. Gene Ontology annotation, biological process: spliceosomal snRNP assembly; mRNA 5'-splice site recognition; mRNA splicing, via spliceosome. The coding region runs from base 150 to 773 and encodes 207 amino acids. NCBI's taxonomy places the organism in Eukaryota, Viridiplantae, Streptophyta, Magnoliopsida, Myrtales, Myrtaceae.